AUCUCACAGAAGCACAAUUGUUUCUGUGUGACGUUGCCCGGGCACCAUGGAAACAGCUCUUAGUUUGUGUAAUUUCGUUCGUCAGUCUCAACAACAGCUCGAGAGCUACAGCAACACGACUGAUGCCGGAGUGCUCAAAAUAGGACAUUCUGGUUAGCUGCGGUUAUCGUUAGUUGACCAUAGCUAGCUAGUCUUGUUCAGUUUGAUCUAGCUAACUAGCGAGCUAGGUUAGGUUAGUGACAGUUGGCAAGCUGGUUAGCUAGCUAACGUUAAUAGUUAGCUAGCUAGCAAGCUAGCUACUUGUUUUUUUGCUUGGAAGACGUUAAGAGGUUAUCCACAGAACAAAGACUCAGAGGAUGCUCGAAUCAAUAAAAGUCACUGAAAGGCUCCAUUGGCCAGAGAUGGAGCAGUCUAAGAAGUACCUCCUGAGCUCGAUGGUGCCGGUAGAGAUGGAGAUCUUUAAGAAGUACUCAAGCCCCACAGUGCCAGACAAGCGGCCUGUGAGCCCCACUCAGGUGUGCCUGGAGAAGCUGUCAUCCAGCAUCCUCAAGGACCUCUUCACCACGGGAACAAGCAGCUACAAUGUGUUCCUGCAGGCCGAGGAGGAGGAGAGACAGAGCCCCAAGCACUCCCCGUACCGCAGGCCCAAGAAGACUGUGAGAUGUGCCUCUACAACCAGCAGGUCACACGACAACCACCGCCGUCCGUCUGUAACUCCUCUGUUACUGCUGGGCCAGCAGGGCAGCGGAGACACCAGGGACACCAGGCACUCCUCCUACCACCAUGUCUUCUCUUCCGCCUCAGGGGGCUUCCCCAGCAGACCCAAGCCAGCCCACAGCAUCAAGGUCCUGGGUAGCACCAUGUACCUGUCCCAUCGCCCUGUCUCUCAGCCCCGCAAGACCUGCUUGUCCAGCUCACCCCGUACCAAGCUUCCCUCGCUGCCCAGGGGAGGGGUGAUGCGGGAAGGGGAGAACGCAGGGGUCAAGAAGCUCUGCAUCCUCACCGCCAUCAAGCCGUCCAACGUAGAGAAGGAGAAGGUGAAGUUCUUCAAGUCGGACUUCAGCUACAAUCCUCAGUUUGAGUACAGCAACCCUGUGUCUCCGCUGGUGCUGGCUCGCCACAACAACGCCUCUGACCGCUUCCUGACACAGGCGGUGCAUAUCAUGGAGUUGGCCCUCCAGAAGUAUGGGAACUACGAGAAGUUUGAGCAGGCCACAGGGGGCAACCUGCUCACCAAGGGCCGGAUCUGGUACCUGGUCAAGAAGUACAUGGAAAAGGAGGGCUGUAUUGGGGAGAUAGUGGUCAACGUGACAGACGACCUCCUCUCCAGAGCGUCCAUGACGGUGGUGAAUAGCCGGCCCACUCUGACCAUCAACAUUGCCACAGCCCGGGAACACUGGCUGGAAGGCAUGCUACGACACGAGAUCAGCACACACUACUUACGGGGCAUCAACAACGCUCAGCAGCCGUGGAGCAGUGGAAUCGGCAGGAAAAAGCACAACCUCCGACCUUUCAACCCUACUGAGGAGGGGCUGGCCAGCAUCCACUCUGUCCUGUUCCGUAAGGACCCUACCCUGUGGAGGGCUGCCUUGCUCUACUACACAGUGUACCAGGCCAGCCGCAUGUCCUUCUCUCAGCUGUUCCACAGCCUGGGACGCUUCGUCCAGGACCCCAACACACGCUGGGACUACUGUGUACGAGCCAAGAGGGGGCAGACCGACACCGCACAGCCAGGUUGUUUCAGUAAGGACCAGGUGUACCUGGAUGGCAUCCUGAAGAUCCUAAGACACAGAGAGAGGAUUGACUUCCAGCUGCUCAUGUCCCUGGGGAAGGUGUCGUACGAGGACUUGGAUCGGCUGAAAAGCCUGGCACUGAUGGAGCACGUGAGGAUACCUCACUUCCUUCAGGACACGGCGUGCUACGCUGAACAGCUGGAGAAGAUCAUGGAGGUCAACCAGCUGACUGACGAGGAGCUCAGGGUGCUCAUCUGAGACAUGGAGGAGUAGAGGGCCUGCACACUCAGUUACUCCCACAUACACUACCGUUCAAAAGUUUGGGGUCACUUAGAAAUGUCCUUGUUUUCUAAUUAAAAUAA
Molecule: messenger RNA, 2095 nt
Organism: Coregonus clupeaformis (lake whitefish)
Lineage: Eukaryota; Metazoa; Chordata; Actinopteri; Salmoniformes; Salmonidae
Exons: 7
Coding region: 357-1991 (544 amino acids)
Source: RefSeq, a predicted model, not a curated record